Molecule: messenger RNA, 1195 nt
Organism: Ostrinia furnacalis (Asian corn borer)
Lineage: Eukaryota; Metazoa; Arthropoda; Insecta; Lepidoptera; Crambidae
Product: nucleolar protein 6-like
Exons: 6
Biological process (GO): tRNA export from nucleus; rRNA processing
Cellular component (GO): small-subunit processome; UTP-C complex; CURI complex
Source: RefSeq, a predicted model, not a curated record
GGCACAGCGGCAAAUGGCCCGGCGACAUCCAAGCCUUCCGCUGUCUAAAAGCGGCUUUCAACCUGCAAAUCGCUGAUCGCUUGAACAAGCAGUAUUCCCUCCCCACCCAAGCCUAUCCUACCCACGUCGACGUAUUGAAAAAUGGACUGGUGUUCAGACUGGAGAUAGCGCAUCCGAAAGAGAUAACGCUAUUGAGGAAAGAGACGGAGAACGGUGUUGCCAAGUUUCGGGAGAGUGAGGAGAGCGUUCGUUUGCAGUGUGAGACCGUGCUUAUGCCUCGUUUGAGAGGAGCCUUGCAUGGCCUACACCAAAAGCACCCAGCCUUCGGUCCCAGCACAUGCAUCUUCAAGCGCUGGCUGUGCUGCCACCUGCUCUCCCCUCCACACUUCCCCCCCACUCUAGCCGAGUUACUGGUAGCAGCUGUGUUCCUCCACGCCCACCCGCUGACCCCGCCCACUAUGCCCACUGUUGGGCUAUUGAGGGUGUUGCGAUUGGUGGCCGAAACGGACUGGACGAGGGAAAUGAUUGUUUUGGACUUCAAUGAGGAUAUGAAACGUGAAGAAAUAAUGGAGCUGGAAAGCAAAUUCGCCGCCCGCGAACCAGCAACUCCUCAGAUCCACAUAGUAACAGCCUACGACGGAGACUUGCCUAGCGUGUGGAGCGCAAGCGCGCCGAGUCCGCAAGUACUGGCGCGAGUCCGUACCCUCGCCGCCAGUACUCUGAAGUACUUCGAUGCUGCCAUGCUGAGCGAGAUGAAAGAUAACGCACUGAGUGCCUUCGUGCCAUCCCUAGCGGGCUAUGACGUCAUCAUCCACCUCCGUUCAGAGUUGGUCCCAUACGCCAGCGAGCGCGUAGAACGGCCCGCGUUACUACGCCCGGUCGGUGACGUCACUGACUCCGAAGUCAUACCCGUGGUCGAGUUCAACCCGGUGGAGAAAUACUUGGGGGAGUUGAGGAGCGCGUACGGAGACUUCGCGUUGUUCUUCCACGACUCGUACGGCGGAGAAGUCAUCGCGGUUCUAUGGAAGCCCGACAUUGCUGACGCCAGAGAGUUCCAACUCCUGAACGCCAACGCGCUGAAACCAGUCACUUCCAAAGGAGGAACGACGUACAAAGUGAAUGUGGAGGCGUUGGUUGAAGACUUCAGGAUACUAGGAGAGGGAUUAGUUAAGGAUAUUGUUGUUAACUAGUAAUG